AUGCAGUCUCACUCGGAGCCGAUAUUGGUCUUGGACCCGGCCAUGUUGGCAGAUGAGGAUGACUCCGAGUACGAAUAUGAAUACCACGAGGUCGACACCGAGACCUUCUACCUCAACCUCGACCUCACCUCCCUUCACGGACCCAUCCGUCCUCCCAGACGCCGUGACCCCGCUUCGUCUACUGCUGCAGUUCCAACUACCCCGACUGCCACCACCAGUCCGGAUGCACCGUCCCUAUUCCCUGCUCCGUCCGAUGACCAUGAGCCAGCCAUUGACAGCACCGAGCCUGGCAACGUUCCUUCAGAGCGCUUCCAAAUCCUAGGCCUUCACACCCCCAACCCAUUAGUCUCGUACCAAAAUCAAAUCUUCAGCUGCUCAUGGGCAGACCAGAUCGGGACAGAGCUGCUCUUCGCUCGUCCAGAGACGGGUCCCGAGCCUGACCUAGAGUCUGCAUUGCCGCAGAUCUCUCCAUUGAGGCGCGGCAAGGAUUUUGACCUCAUUGCCGCCAACAGCGUCAAAAUUCUCGGUCGCAAAGCGAACCUGAUCUCCAGUUCCGGCUUAGGGUCAACUCAGGAGCCCUCGAUACAAACAUCCGAAACGGCGAACGUGGUCCGCAAGACGGUACCACAGUCGAAUCAAGCUCGGUUCCUAGAACGACUGAUGCACAUCAAGAAGCAAAAGGGCGAGACGGACACUGUGCGCACUGUCUUCAGUACGAAACGCACCCAGAAUCUGGAGGAUCGGCUACGGGGCUGGGCUCGGACAGAGGAGCAACUUGCAGAGAUCCAGCAGCUCAGCGAAGCUGCGAUUCAAGGAGACAUCGCAGCGUUGACUGCGCUGGAAGAGCUCUACAAUGAAAUUAAUGGCCAGAACUUGGGGUUGGGGCUGUCGGACCAACCGACCCAGCCCCGUUGA
Molecule: messenger RNA, 915 nt
Organism: Aspergillus thermomutatus
Lineage: Eukaryota; Fungi; Ascomycota; Eurotiomycetes; Eurotiales; Aspergillaceae
Product: TFIIIC subunit 6 family protein
Exons: 2
Coding region: 1-915 (304 amino acids)
Source: RefSeq, a predicted model, not a curated record